Molecule: messenger RNA, 666 nt
Organism: Chionomys nivalis (European snow vole)
Lineage: Eukaryota; Metazoa; Chordata; Mammalia; Rodentia; Cricetidae
Exons: 3
Coding region: 1-666 (221 amino acids)
Source: RefSeq, a predicted model, not a curated record
AUGGAGACAACUCAGAAGAGCCAUGAGGCUGAGUCCAGUGCCCUGAUCUCUCUGAGUCUCUUACCGGGGGUGGACCCAGGACACCUGUCCCAGCAACCGCAAAUCACCAGUUCACAGGACCGGGAGCCUCUUGGGUCUUGCAGCCUCUCGGAGGUGGGCCCAGAGUUCCUGCCUUUCUUUCACACUCAUGAGCAGCCCCUGGACGUGGAGGAACUGGCCCAGCAGUGUGAAGUUUGCGCUGGACACAAAGAUGGCUGGAGCCCCAGAGAGGGUCUGUUCCUCGGGGAGUCGGCGCCACCCAGUGGCUUCUUCCCGUACUACCGCUCUCCAGAAGAGCAUCUCCCCAGCACCACCCCUCAAGGCUGUUGGUGUUUGGGCACCAGAGACCUCUUUCCCACAGCACAGGAUGGCUGCUGCAAGGUGACAGUCAGGGAUGGAUGCCCUUCUGCCUUGGCAGGGCCAGACCUCCUCUCUGGGUUUUUACCCUUACCAGCCUGCUGCCACUUCCUGGGAGGGUUCGUGUGUGACGGCAACCAGGAUCUGCCUCUCUCCAGAGACCAAGCUCUCGGUGAUUCAGGAUUUGUACCAUAUUACAGAAGCCCUGAAGAAAACCUUUGCACCAGCCUGGAGCCUCCUUCCCCAGUGCUAGGGGGCUCGAGGGAGUGA